Bacillus rossius redtenbacheri is the source of this 600-nucleotide messenger RNA. RefSeq lists its product as uncharacterized. The coding region runs from base 1 to 600 and encodes 199 amino acids. Gene Ontology annotation, molecular function: protein binding. The transcript has 4 exons. The record is from RefSeq and is a predicted model, not a curated record. NCBI's taxonomy places the organism in Eukaryota, Metazoa, Arthropoda, Insecta, Phasmatodea, Bacillidae.
AUGUCCUCCCUGCCGAGCUCCGUCAGCAGCCGGCCAGUCAGGGACAAGCGUCGCCAGGACGACCGCAAGAAAGUAAAAGACAUGAAGGGCAUCAACAAGAGAUUCCAGAGGCUGGAGUCGCACGUGGUGACGCUCGCCCGUAGCGUGGCCCACCUGUCGUCGGAGAUGAGGACCCAGCACCUCAUGAUACAGCGAAGGACCGAUGUGGUGACCACCUGGCCUCAGGAGAUGGAGAACAUACGAGGGGAGAUCUCCGCGCUGCGGGCCCAGACGCUCGCGGUGAGGUCACACUCCAUGCCACGGGGCCUGAACGCUCUCCUGCCGGGGGAGAGGGGGGACGCUGCCCUCACCAACCCCCAGCGAGUCAAGAAGCUCACCAAGUUCUUCGGCGACGAGCCCCCGCUCCUCCGGUUGUUCCUCAAGAAGCUGGGAUACGAGAAGUACGCAAACGCGUUCGAGAACGAGCGAGUCGGGAUGGUGGAGCUGCCUUACAUGACGGAGGAGCGCCUGCAGAAGAUGGGCGUCCCACUGGGGCCGCGGCUCAGAAUACUGCAGGAGGCUCAGGUGUCGCUGUGUCGAGACAAGGUGUACGUCGUGUGA